This is a messenger RNA of Lycium barbarum (goji berry), 1848 nucleotides long. Its product is annotated as ribonuclease 3-like protein 1. Bases 1224 to 1634 code for a protein of 136 amino acids. The record is from RefSeq and is a predicted model, not a curated record. NCBI's taxonomy places the organism in Eukaryota, Viridiplantae, Streptophyta, Magnoliopsida, Solanales, Solanaceae. The transcript is spliced from 3 exons.
AAUAACACAUUGUUUCUUGAAAAUAUAUUAAUUAAUAAUCAUAUAUUUGUAAUUAAUAUUGUAACAAAAAUAAUUGAUAUAUAUUUUUCAAAUUAAUAUUUAAUUUUAAUUAAUUAUAAAACUUAAAAGAAGACUUUUUUUGUGAGAACGUCAUGGAUUGGAUGUUUGACAAAAAAAUAAUAUUAAUAAAUAUAAUGCCAUAACAUUAUUCAAAUGUUUGACACAAAAAAUCCAUCAAAUGUAAGUGAAAAAUAAACAACAUGCAAUGUGAAAGCAAAUAACUUAAAAUUGAAAAUAUAACCUAAAUUCAAAUCCAAAAGAAAAAGUUCAACAUAAUACUCUUAUGUCAAAUUCCAACAUUACAUAAAUAAGUUCCAACGUAACUUAAGUAAGUAAUUCAAAAGAAAGGAAAAUAUAAGUCUAUAACCCCAUUCACAAGGAAAUUCUACUUUAAUAACGUCACCAGUUAUAUGUCAAGUUUGUUAAUAACUCAUUCUUUCCAAUAUUAAGAGGUGUGGUUUCAAAUAUUAGAAUAAUAACACGGUUAUGCUAAAUGAAUAAAAUAAAAAAAUAAAAAAAUACGAGCAAUUAUAUGGAAUCACAAGAAGUAAAGGUUGGGAAUGAAAAGAAAGAAAAUGAAAAAUAAAUAAUAUAAAAAGAAAAAUACAUUUUAAAAAAUAAAAAUAAUAAAAAAGUAAAAAUAAAAAAGAAAUAAAAAAUAUUAAAAAUAAAAAAAAUUAAAAUAAUAGAAAUAAAAAAAAAUUAAAAAUAAAAAUAAAUUAAAGUAAAAAAAUAAACAAACUAAAAAGUAACCCUGUAAUUACACCCAAUUCUCAGCCCCCCCUUGAGAAUUGGAGAGUGUAAUUACACCCUGUCAAUUACACCCAAUUCUCACCUAACUGUGUAAUUACUUGGUCAAACAAACAGGUCAAACUGUGUAAUUACACCCAAUUUCAAUUACCUGGGUGGCUUUCCAAACAGCCCUAAAUAAGAUCCUAAAUAGUUGCGAUUAUUCUGGAACAAGUCCAAAGACUGUGACACGGCGGCACUCAACAACUAAAAAUAAGAAUAAAAAAGAUCUUCACCAAAAUCUCUCUCUACUAUCGGAUUUCAACAACAGAAUUAUAGCAUCUCUCUAUUCUGUGGCAUUUAUAUUACUGGAUUCGUAAUUGAUGAAUAAUUGGAGUUAAUCACAAGAUUAAUUUGGAAGUUUCUGGAACGUCAUGGAAUAUGGUGAAGCUGAAAGAGUACUUGAGCCGCUUCGAGGAGAAUAUACAAGUGAAACAGUAUCCGACCCGAAUACGUUCCGCCCGCUUCGCUUUGAUGGGGCUGUCAUGGAUGGAAACUCCAAAGCCAAAGGUACUCAAAAUAAGGGCUCCACCAAAUCACAUUUGUACGAGAUUUGUGCGGUAAAUCAUUGGAAAGCACCUUUAUUUGAAUGUUGCAAUGUGGAAGGUCCUGAUCACCAUAAGUUGUUCACGUUCAAGGUAAUUGUGGAAACAAGAGGACCUCGUACAACAAUUAUAGAAUGUAUGGGCAAUCCACAUUCAAAAAAGAAAUCUGCAGCAGAGAAUGCAGCUGAAGGAGUAUUGUGGUUUCUAAAUCAACCGGGUUAUAGAUUGAAGAAGUACUGAAUUAACUUCCUUUUUUUGUUUUUUUGAAUGGUUAGGGAAUUGUGAUUUCAUAAACAGAAAGCAAAAGAAAGGAAGUUUAUAAAUUACUAGAGUACUUACUUUAUUACAGCAACUGCCAGAUGACGCAAUCGUUCAAAUCAAAGACAGUCUUAAUGCUAUGUAACUUAAGUGUAUGAAGAUGGUAUUGUAAUUAAGAUUCCAUUUAUAUAUGCGC